This is a messenger RNA of Capra hircus (goat), 1387 nucleotides long. It is a transcript of the gene CD274, whose product is annotated as CD274 molecule. The transcript has 7 exons. The record is from RefSeq and is a predicted model, not a curated record. Lineage: Eukaryota; Metazoa; Chordata; Mammalia; Artiodactyla; Bovidae. Gene Ontology annotation, cellular component: external side of plasma membrane. Gene Ontology annotation, biological process: negative regulation of T cell proliferation; cell surface receptor signaling pathway; positive regulation of T cell proliferation. Bases 116 to 985 code for a protein of 289 amino acids.
GGCGGAGAAAACCCACGGGAGCUCAAUAGCUGCGGGUGGCCCUGGCAGUCCCGGGCACAGCGCCGAAGUCUCACCGCCAGCCGCGACUCUCCCGCCGGCAGGUCAUUCCAGAAAGAUGAGGAUAUAUAGUGUCUUAACAUUCAUGGCUUACUGUUGUUUGCUGAAAGCGUUUACUAUCACAGUUCCCAAGGACCUGUAUGUGGUAGAAUAUGGCAGCAAUGUGACGUUGGAAUGCAGAUUUCCAGUAGACCAACAAUUAAACCUGCUUGUAUUAGUUGUUUACUGGGAAAUGGAGGAUAAGAAAAUUAUUCAGUUUGUGAAUGGGAAGGAAGACCUGAACGUUCAGCACAGUAGCUACCAUGGGAGGGCCCAGCUGUUGAAGGACCAGCUCUCCUUGGGAAAGGCUGCACUUCAGAUAACAGAUGUGAAAUUGCAGGAUGCAGGGGUUUACUGUUGCUUGAUCAGCUAUGGCGGUGCUGACUACAAGCGGAUUACUUUGAAAGUCAAUGCUCCAUACCGCAAAAUCUACCACACAAUUUCUGUGGAUCCAGUCACCUCUGAACAUGAACUAACGUGUCAGGCUGAGGGUUACCCUGAAGCUGAUGUCAUCUGGACAAGUAGCGAUCACCAAGUCCUGAGUGGCAAAACCAGCAUCACCAAUUCUAAGAGGGAGGAAAAGCUUUUCAAUGUGACCAGCACACUGAGAAUCAACACAACAGCUGACAAAAUUUUCUACUGCACUUUUCGGAGAUUAGGUCAUGAGGAAAACAACACAGCUGAGUUGGUCAUCCCAGAACCAUAUCCAGAUCCAGCAAAAACGAGGAAUCACUUGGUGAUUCUGGGAGCUCUCUUCUUGUUCCUGCAUGUAACCCUGGCAGUCAUCUUCUGUCUGAAAAGAAAUGUGAGAAAGAUGGAUGUAGAAAAAUGUGGCACCCAAGAUAUGAAUUCAAAGCAACAAAAUGCUACACAUUUUGAGGAGACGUAAUCCAGUGUUGAAACUUCUGAUCUUAAAACAGGGAUUCUCAGCCUGUGGUUUGGGUUUAUCAGACCAGAGAUAUGCAGUGGGCCAGGGGGCUGCAGAUGAUGUAGAACUUAGAAAGCCCACGCUCUGAAAACAGAAGCUGAGAAAGAAGAGGACAGAGGAAGAAGGAAUAAAGGUACCGUGGAAGGAAACAUUGGUACUUCCAAAUGGUGAAAGACUCAUCAAUACAUGUGAAAAGGAGAAAGGACACUUCUAAAUGAUGAACCUCCAUGCACAUUAUCCAUCACUCAUCUUAGGAAAACAGGUUGAGAUUCCCUGAUUUAAUGGUCAGUUCCUACAGAAGUGCCCUUUGCCUUUACUCAGUGUCUUGAUUUGUCUUCUGCUUGAUUGAGCAUCCCAGUGUUG